CCACGCGCGUCGCGCAGCAGAAGUUAUUAUUAUUAUUAUUCGAAAUCGAGAUGAAACGAUGAAAUAUGAAAAGUUCUAUAAGAUUUUUAACAAUAUAUUCUAUCGCAAUUAACAAGAUUGACAAACAGGACAUGUAGUUGUCAGGAAUUAUCGGAAUUAUUAAUCACUAUAGUGUUUAAAACAACUGUUUAUUAGUUUUCCUGUUCUAACAAGACAUAAAAUAUGUCAUUACAAUGUUAAAUUGAAAUUCUAAGUUUAUAAGCGAUUUUCUACUUUCAAAGUGAAUUUCACAAUUAUUUAAAGAAAAAAUAUCUUUGUGGAAUUGGUGAAUUCCAGUUUUACUAAUUGCGUAAGCGCAUUUAUUAUAUUUUGGUUUGCGACAAAUGUGAAAAGAUAUUCUUUCACGACAAAUUUCCAACAAAAACUACAAUUCAAAAUGAAUUCCCGGACAAUUCGAAACAAUAUGCGUCAACUUCGUUGUGCCAUCAAUGAGGGAAAUGUAGAAACUGUAAAGGAGCUUCUACAAAAAGGAAUUAACAUUAAUGAUCAAAACGGGAAUGGAGAAACCAUUUUAUAUCACGCUGUCAAUGCAGGACAUUUAAUGAAAGAGGAAAAAGAUUUUGAAAAGUUGAUAAAAAUAUUGCUAGAAUUUGGUGCCGAAAUUAAUGGUAAAAAUAAAAUUGGCGUCACACCACUUCAUGUUUCUGCUGAAAGAGGACAUGAAGAAAUCUGUAAAAUGCUUUUAAUUAAAGGAGCUGAUGUAAAUGCAGUAAAUGAACAUGAAGAAACAGCCUUGCACUUUGCGGCUCAAAAAGGUCGUGAAGAGACUGUUAAAUUACUUCUAGAGUUUGGUGCCAAAAUUGAUUGUAAAAAUGUUUAUGGUGAUACACCACUUCAUUUUGCUGCUGAUAGGGGCAAGAAAGAAAUCUGUAAAAUGCUUUUAAUUAAAGGAGCUGAUGUAAAUGCACUAACACGUAAAAAAGAAACCGCCUUGCACAUGGCAGUUAAAAAUGGUCAUGUUGAGACUGUUAAAUUUUUGCUUGAAUUUGGAGCCGAAAUUAAUUGUAAAAAUAAAAAUGGAGCCACACCACUUCAUUUCUCUGCCCGACAAGGAAAUAAAGAAAUAAUUAAAAUGCUAUUAAUUAAAGGAGCUGAUGUAAAUGCAGUAAAUUUGAAAAACGAAACUGCUUUACACAUUGCAGUUAAACUUAGUUACAAUGAAAGGAAUGCUGUAUUAUUGCUAGAGUUUGGUGCCGACUUUGAUUUUUUCAAAUAUUUAUUAUUUUGUGGGCAAAGUGCUUUUCACUUCCACUUUAUUAAAAGAGCAAUAGCAAAUUUAUUUGUACUUGAAAGAUAUUCACUAUUUUCGAGUGAAACUUACCUGGAAGAAAAGUUUCAAAAAGAAUGUGAGAAAGAAAUAUUGUAUUUGAAGAAUGAAAAGAUUAAUGAUACAAAUAUUUCGUUCUUUGACAUAUUGAUUAACUAUUGUUCAUUAUUCAAGUACAUGAAAAAUGAGAACAUUGUACAGACUCUAAAAUCAUUGGAUUAUGAAGCAAAAUUUCCAUUUUACGGCAACAUGAUAAACUGUAAUUUCAUAAAGUGUAUGAAAAGAAGAGGAUUACUAGACCAAUGUUAUCAAUUUUUUCCUCUUUUUUAUAACAACUUCACCGAGUCACCACAAUGUUAUCAUGAAAAAAUACUUAGUUUUCUAAAUGACGAGGACUUAAGCAUUUUAAUUAAAGCUUGUCAGCCUCUUGUAAACCUAAAUUUGUAAACAAUUUAGUUUUCAAAUAAUCAUUUUUUGAUAAAUUUUAAUUUCGCUGUAGAACUGUCAGAUAGACAGAUUUUCUUUUUUCUAAAAUUGGAUCUACGUACGCAGAUGAAUUUUCGAAGUUAUUUCUUCUCUAUUAUUAGAAUGUUUUCAGUUGGUAUUGUACCAUAAUUUUUUUUCUGUAAAAUUAAUGUUAAUUAACUAAUUUUUAGAUAUAUAGAGAAAGUGAAGAAAAAUUAAAUUUAUAAAAUAAAGUUAAUGGGAAUUCCUUAUUCCUAUAGAAUAGGAAAUUUGUUUUUUCUAUACUUAAGUUAAGUAUUUUUAUAUUUACAUAAAAAUGAAUAGUAAGUAAAGAAUUCUAAUUGGAAAUAAAAUGACUAUUUUACAAA
Molecule: messenger RNA, 2160 nt
Organism: Leptopilina heterotoma
Lineage: Eukaryota; Metazoa; Arthropoda; Insecta; Hymenoptera; Figitidae
Product: ankyrin repeat, PH and SEC7 domain containing protein secG-like
Exons: 3
Coding region: 437-1774 (445 amino acids)
Biological process (GO): positive regulation of transcription by RNA polymerase II
Cellular component (GO): nucleus
Molecular function (GO): protein binding; transcription cis-regulatory region binding
Source: RefSeq, a predicted model, not a curated record